Molecule: messenger RNA, 1446 nt
Organism: Boleophthalmus pectinirostris (great blue-spotted mudskipper)
Lineage: Eukaryota; Metazoa; Chordata; Actinopteri; Gobiiformes; Gobiidae
Gene: srd5a1
Product: steroid-5-alpha-reductase, alpha polypeptide 1 (3-oxo-5 alpha-steroid delta 4-dehydrogenase alpha 1)
Exons: 6
Coding region: 55-852 (265 amino acids)
Biological process (GO): steroid biosynthetic process
Cellular component (GO): membrane
Molecular function (GO): 3-oxo-5-alpha-steroid 4-dehydrogenase activity
Source: RefSeq, a predicted model, not a curated record
GUCAAUUCCAUAGACUGUUCACGGAUAUAUGAGAUUGUUCCGUAGUCCGUAGUCAUGCAGGCUUUUCUGGAUUGGGUCUUCUCCUCGGAAGAAGAAGAAAUGCACAUUCUUACAUCUAUGGCGUACUUUAUGUUCUUUAUGUCGUUCUGCACUUUUAUAACUUUACUUAUGGUAGACGUACCGUACGGACGAUAUGCUUCCAGCAAGUAUGGAUUUCCAGUGAAUGUCAAAUUUGCCUGGUUCGUGCAGGAGUUGCCAGCCAUCCUCGUGCCUUUUUUACUUGUAUUUUUAACGUCAGCAGCCAAAAUCUCGAUGAUGCCCAAUCAGCUGAUUAUUGUCAUGUAUUUCUGCCACUACAUUCAUAGGUCUCUUCUUUAUCCAUUUUUAAUAAGAGGCGGUAAACCGACACCUUUCGUCUCGUUUGCUCUGGCUGUUAUUUUCUGCAUUUAUAAUGGCUACAUGCAGAUAAGAUACCUGAGCCACUAUGCUGAGUACCCCGCAGGAUGGGUCUCUCACCCGUGCUUCAUACUAGGAUUUUUACUGUGGCUGUUUGGCUGGGUGGUGAAUAUGCAUUCAGACCAUAUUCUGAGGAACCUGAGGGAACCAGGAGAGACUGGAUAUAAGAUUCCCAGAGGGGGGAUAUUUGAAUAUGUGUCAGGAGCAAACUUCUUUGGAGAAAUAAUAGAGUGGGCAGGCUUUGCUCUGGCUGCUCAGUCUGCCCAAAGUUUAGCAUUCUCCAUCUUCACCACAAUAGUUCUUAGCAGCAGGGCUUUUUCCCACCACAAAUGGUACCAUGAGAAGUUUGAUGACUACCCCAAAAACAGAAAAGCACUAAUACCAUUUUUGCUUUGAGGCAGAACAAGUUUUUGACAUCUUCAUGAUAUGACUUCUAACAAGUGGAAAAAAACAUACCCAUCUCAGUGGUGUAAAGGCUAUAGAAAUAGCCAGGCUUCAUGGAAAUCACAUGAAUCAUCAAACACACCUUUCAAUAACUCACUCAUGCCUGAAAUGAGAUGUAUAAGAUAUUCUCUGGAUGCACUGCUGCAGUUAUUUUCACCUGCUGUGGGAAGGAGUUUCUUUCACUGAGGGAAACCUGAAGUUUGAAGUUUGUCUAGUGGUUUGUUUUCUUUCUUUCUUUCUUUCUUUUUUUUUUUUUUUUUUUUUUGGUUGUAGACAAACAGGAUUUUAGACAUGUGGCUUUAACUCAAAUGAAUUGCAUAUUAUUGAGUUCUUGAUGGGAUUUUUGUUUGAGUAAGUGAGUAGCUAUGUAUAUGUCUGAAUGUGUUGCAUAAAAAGCUACAUAUCCAGGCUGACACAUAGCUUGCUCUGGGGGGCUUCCUCCUUCCAGUGUCACAUGCUGCACGUGUGUGGUCAAGGUUGGGGCCGUGCAUUAUGCAAGAUCUGUUUCUAUCUCUUUUACAAGUAAAUAAAAUACUACCACCACCC